AUGCCCGCUACUGUGGCGGAUUUGGCAGCUGCUGCUCUCGCACGCUGGGAGGUUGAGGAUGAGAGUGGCUGGCAUCCUUGCGAUCAGAAGGUUCUCGAGUGCUUACGUGUUGCUGGUGCUGGGCAGAAGCUUCACGUGCCAUGCGCCGUGGGCGAGCGAAAGUGCGAGCUGCACUUGGACGCUCGUGUUGAGGUCGACUGCAUGACUGGCAAGCGAAGGCGCUUGCGCAUUGCAAGCCCCACGGAGAGAGAAACUGCAGCGGUUGCAGCAGCAGCAGCAGCAGGUGCAACUUUGCCUAGUCUCGCGGAAAGUGCAACAAAGCCAGUGCUGGAGCCAGGGCAGAGUGCAGAGGCGGGUAGGCUUCCGAGAAAGACCUUGUCUGGAUACUUCAUUAAGACGAAGGAGAGCAAGGAGAGCAAGGAGCCUGCUGAACAGGCCCAAAGCAGCAGUUCUGCUGCUGUUUGGGGUGGAGGAGGAGGAGGAGCCGCGGGCCCAGAUCGACCCAGCGCCGAAGCAACGGCAUCUGGCAGUAGCACAGUUGCUGAUAUUGCCGACCCCAAGACAGGUAAUGAAAAGAUUGCUUCCAUCUUUGAAGAGAUGAGCAUGGUACAGAAGCUGAAACGAGAUCGCUUUCGCUCUCAGGCUUAUGCCAAGGCAGCGCAAGCCCUGCGUGCACUGGACCACGCGAUUGACAGUGGUGCUCAAGCAAAGGCUAUCAAAGGCAUCGGUGCGGGUAUGGCGAAUCGCAUAGAUGUCAUCCUGAAAACUGGAGAGCUCCAGGAACUUGAAGAUUUAAAGAACGACAGUGAUGUGGUGGCCUUGCGCGAGCUUCGAUCCGUUCAUGGCAUAGGAGCCGUUGCAGCGGCCAAGUUGGUCGAGCAGGGCAUCAGAUCGCUGCUACAGCUCAGACAAGCGGUGGAAAAGAAGCAAGUUCAUUUGGAUGCAGCCCAGGCGCUAGGUCUUCGACACUGCGAAGAAUUCAAUAAACGCAUCCCUCAGGCAGAGAUGAAGGAACAUCAUGCCUUUCUGGAGCGUUGCAGAGUGCAAGAUUAUCCGGCUCUUCUGCUGACGGUCUGUGGCUCUUAUCGGCGUGGCCGACCAGAUUGUGGUGACAUUGAUGUGUUGAUCAGCCAUCCCAACUACACCACUGCAAAGAAAGAAACCAAUGCUGGUGGCAAACUGCUGCAUGGUUUCGUGAACAGUUUGAAGAAAGUGGGCUACGUGACUGGCGACCUGGCCUUUGGACAGACGAAGUUCAUGGGAGUUUGCAGGCUGCCUGGCGGAUUGCACAGACGCCUGGACAUUCGCUGUAUGCCCGAGGACCAGUAUCACUUUGGAAUAAAAGAUGACAGUACAUGCCAUGCACAUGGAACCAGCCAUGAUUAUUCCUGCGAAAGACACGUGGAUAACCCUUGCCCUUCGCUGACAAUCAUGAGCCUCGAUUGGAGUGAUCGCGAUCUUCUGGAGUGGGCUCAGAGAACCCUGCCAGAGUUCCUCUUGAUAUGCAUGCAAGAUCCCGAUGAUGGGAAGCGAAGCAUUGCAUCAACGCCCUGGUCCGAGUAUGAACUCUCCAUCGCAGAGGUGCAAUUGGAAGGUGAGGUCAAUUUGAUUGGAAGGAAAAACGAGCCAAUGCUACAAUUUGACCUCGAUCUGGGUAUGCGUGUCGAUGUUGAGAAGAAAGUUGUGGGGAGGCCUAAGAAUGAUGAAACUGACUACUGGCCUGGCAUUGUGCAGAUAGUGCAUUUUGACAAUGAAAAUCAGAGACCCGCUCUUAUCACUCGACUAGAGGAACUCCCAGAGGAUAUCGCUCAGGAAGUGGGAUGGUAUCUUCAGGAAGGCAUGGGAAGCCGUUUCAUUUGGCAUGGCCUUGCUAGAUGGCAGGCUUAUGCAGCCCAGAAGUGGUUGAAGCAAGCCCCUGCGCACAUAGAGGACCCAAGAUCCAACCCCGAAGCCCCACCAGCUUUUCCACCUUUCCUUCGUGCUGCACGAAAGAGGUAUGAGGAUGAAAUUCGCCAAAUUCUCCUUGGUUCAGAUGAUGAGGAAGAGUCCGAACAGGAGCAGCUUCCCACUUCCCAACUGAGAUUUCAGGAUUUGGGCAUGGUGGGCUCAGCCAAUGCCGCAAAUUUGAUGAGUCGUCGAAUCCUUUCAGAGGCAGAUGGCCAUCCAGGAUAUGCAAGUCCUCCAAUCUCUGAUGACGAAGAUGACUUUGACCCUACUGCGCCCUACGAGUUUGUAGAGGGCACUUUUGAGCGAAAGCGCAAAGGGGCGCCACAUAUGAAGAAGUUUGGAAGAUAUCCCUUCAUGCCAUCCAUGUUGGCAGGCUUGGGAGGCCCAGCGAAUUGGCUGCCACCGAAGGAGCAUGCAAUUGGACAUCCAGAGUGGUUCCAGAAUCAGGGUCAUCUAACAGGCUUAGCUCCCUCAAGCAUCUCGCAACCGUCCCGGCUGUUGUCCAACGGUGUGACCCACUUGGACACCAUCUUGGAAAAAGCGCGGAAGAGGAGAGAAGAAUUCGAAGCUUCCUCUGUCAACAAGCUAAUCUCGAUCAAAGCUGCUGAUCUCUGCGCAGCUAUCGAAAACGGUGACGUCAUGAAGGCCUUCGCAAAACUCGACGACAAGACUGCCAGCUGUCCGCAUCCUGACACAGGGCGCUGUGCAGCACAUUAUUGCAUUGCAAGAGGCUCCCAUGAACUCCUUCGAAUGGUGCUAGAAGCUAGGGCCGACCCAGACGCGAGGGAUUCCUUUGGCCAGACACCGUUGAUGAUGGCAGCAAAGCAGGGAGACCAGGAGGCUGCACAAGUGCUGUUGGACGCUGGUGCUGACGCCGCUGCAACUGAUUCCUUGGGACGAGCUGCAUCAGACAUGAUCAAGGUUGUAGAGAAACCGGAUGAGGAGCAUAAUCCUUUGAAGAACUGGAGGGAAAAGAUGGCAGGACAACCUCUUCCUGAAGAUCCUGCGAAGAAGAACAGAGAUCUUAAGGAGUUGAUCGACAGCAAAGAAAGGCCCAAAAAGUUCGGUCUGUCUCUGCUCUCGGCGCUGGCUCAAAGAGAUGUCAGAACUGCAGAAGCAGCGAUGGAAGCGGGAGCUGACAUGAAAUUGGUGGACGACAAGGGUGACACAGCAGUUAUCCUCAUCGUGAAGGGCAAGUGGAAGGACACUCAGGGGCUUCAAGUGCGACUGCUGCGCAAAGCGAUGAAGGCAGGUGCUGACGUCAACUUUCAGAACUGCCAGGGCAACAGCGCGCUGCACUUUGCCUCUCAUCGAGGAGACUUGGAUGUGGUGGAGGUCUUACUGAGUCUGAAAGCGAGCCCAAAAUUGGUGAACGCGGAGGGAAACACGGCACUGAUGUACGCCGCACAUGGAGGCUACGAAGAGAUUUGCACUGCUCUGCUGGAGGCGGCUGCGCCAGUAGCUGUUACCAACCGAGCAGGUCUCACAGCAGAGACCAUGGCAGAUCGCAGAAACUUCAAGACAUGUGCUGCUCUCAUCCAUGCCUACGAACUGGCACCAAAGCAGGCAAAUCACAUCAAGGUCCAACCGAAAAAGAAGAAGGAGAAACCACUUGCUUUCGACUACUCGAAAUGGGACUCCUUGGAGAGGGAGAUGCGUGCAGAUGAAGAAGAGGAGAACAAUACCCGUGUGCGGGAAGCCAAUGCAGCUGUAAGAAGGCCGAUGCCAAAGUUUGAGGAUCUCGGGCCCGAAGCUUUUGGGCUGCCAGCUGACACUCCAUGGCCGCCUGAUGCAUCACUGCGAAAGAAAGGUCCUUUUGACUAUGGACAUUGGGACAAGAUUGUGGAGGAUGUGGAGAGACAAGAAAGAGUGUUGGAGAGGUAUGAGAAGCUGCAGAAAGAUCCAAAGUACGAAUACCGUGAUGGCCAGAAGAUGCAAGACUGUGCGCUUGCAAGCAGUGGCUUUGAAACAGAUGCCUCCGCUCGAAACAAGAAAUCCAAGUUGUGGGAAGAGUGGGCACGCAUGAGUAAAGUUUGUGAAUGCAUGCUUUAUUUCACUGGCAGUGCUGCACUCUCAGUGAAGAUGCGCUUGAAAGCCAUUGAAAUGGGGAUGACUCUCAGCGAGUACGGCUUGGAGAACAAAGUCACCGGUGAGAAGGUCACUGCCCGUUCGGAAGAAGAGAUCUUCAGAGCACUUGGCAUGGAAUACUUGGAGCCCUGGCAGAGAUGA
Molecule: messenger RNA, 4176 nt
Organism: Cladocopium goreaui
Lineage: Eukaryota; Dinophyceae; Suessiales; Symbiodiniaceae
Source: the annotation of a GenBank genome assembly